Molecule: messenger RNA, 1036 nt
Organism: Drosophila ananassae
Lineage: Eukaryota; Metazoa; Arthropoda; Insecta; Diptera; Drosophilidae
Product: omega-amidase NIT2
Exons: 2
Coding region: 128-979 (283 amino acids)
Biological process (GO): oxaloacetate metabolic process; L-glutamine metabolic process
Cellular component (GO): mitochondrion
Molecular function (GO): omega-amidase activity
Source: RefSeq, a predicted model, not a curated record
UUGUCUCGAAGUGUCAUCACUAAUCAAUCAGCUGUAACCCCUUUUCUACACCCAUGGAAUCACCUGUUGUUGUUGUGCAAAUUGUUAUCACACCGCAAACAAAGAGAUAACAAUUAAUUGUGGCAUUAUGAGCAAAUCAGGCAAUAUCAUGCGUCUGGUGCUUCUGCAGCUGAGGGGUUCCAAGGACAAGACGGCCAAUGUCCAAAAUGCCGUCAGCAAAAUCGAGGCUGCUGUGAAGGAGCAUCAGCCUCGCUUAAUCACUCUGCCCGAGUGUUUCAACGCCCCUUAUGGAACCAAAUACUUCCGGGAGUAUUCAGAGAGCAUCCCGGACGGGUUCACCUCACAGCAGCUUUCCAGCCUCGCGAAAAAGCACCAGGUCUACAUAGUGGGAGGGACUAUUCCGGAACUGGGCGAAAAUGAUGCAAUUUAUAACACAUGCACCGUGUGGUCCCCGACUGGAGAUCUCAUUGCUAAGCACCGCAAGAUGCAUUUGUUUGACAUCGACGUAAAGGGUGGAAUCCGGUUCAAGGAAUCGGAGACACUGUCGGCAGGCAAUGAUUUCACCACAAUUGAGGUUGAUGGCCACAAAAUCGGCAUUGGCAUCUGCUACGACAUCCGGUUCGAAGAAAUGGCACGGCUAUAUCGUAAUGAAGGUUGCAAGAUGAUCAUCUACCCAGCUGCAUUUAACAUGACCACGGGUCCGCUUCACUGGGAGCUUCUUCAGCGAAGCCGAGCCAACGACAACCAGUUAUUUGUGGUAACCACUUCUCCAGCGAGGGAUACCAACGCGGAGUAUGUUGCUUAUGGCCACUCCAUGGUCGUUGAUCCCUGGGCCAAGGUACAGCAAAGUGCCGGCGACGGUGAGGAGACUGUGGUGGCGGACAUCGACUUCUCCCUGGUGGAUCAAGUGCGUCAACAAAUCCCCGUAUUUAGCCAGCGUCGCGUGGACCUAUAUGCCACCGAAAAGAAGUCGAAGUAAUGGAUAUUAUUUCUGCAUUUAUAUUGAAUGUAAAUAUUAAAAUUUAUUAGACCUAAA